This is a messenger RNA of Impatiens glandulifera, 2481 nucleotides long. RefSeq names its product sulfate transporter 4.1, chloroplastic-like. The coding region runs from base 177 to 2291 and encodes 704 amino acids. Lineage: Eukaryota; Viridiplantae; Streptophyta; Magnoliopsida; Ericales; Balsaminaceae. Gene Ontology annotation, molecular function: secondary active sulfate transmembrane transporter activity. Gene Ontology annotation, biological process: transmembrane transport. The transcript has 17 exons. The record is from RefSeq and is a predicted model, not a curated record. Gene Ontology annotation, cellular component: membrane.
ACACACACACACACGAAAAAAACAAGUUUCCGCAAUUCUGAAGCGGGGGUCACCAUUGGCUUAUAAGAAAGUCCGGUGGGGUCUACGAAUCUCGACUGUGCGGACAUUUCCUGGUCUUGGCGUUUCGUUGCAGUGCAUAGCCACCAUAUGCUCCCUCCCCCCUUCGCCGGCCGGAGAUGAAUACGAAGACGCGUUACUCCUCCACUAGCUCCACUGAUCUUGCCUCCGCCGCCUCCGCCGAUAACCAGAAAUCCUACUCCGUCUCUACCUUGGGAGGCCACUCUGUCAAGGUCAUUCCCUUUGACUAUCCUACUGAUCAACCGCCUUCUUCUUCUUCGUCGCCUUUCACUCUAGCAGAGACAUGGAGGUCGAAGGUGGAACAGAUGACCUUUAAGGACUGGAUGGAUUUUAUUUUCCCUUGUUCUCGAUGGAUUAGAACCUACAAGUGGCGCGAGUACCUACAGGUUGAUCUAAUGGCUGGAAUCACCGUUGGUGUCAUGAUUGUUCCUCAGUCAAUGUCCUAUGCAAAGUUAGCUGGAUUGGCGCCAAUAUAUGGACUUUAUUCUGGUUUCAUGCCAGUAUUUAUCUAUGCCAUUUUUGGGUCAUCUCGACAGCUUGCAGUUGGUCCAGUUGCUUUGGUCUCCCUUCUGGUAUCUAAUAUAUUAGGUGACAUAGUGGAUUCUUCUGAUGUAUUAUACACUGAACUAGCUAUACUGUUGGCUCUGAUGGUUGGGGUUCUAGAAUGCACAAUGGGCCUACUAAGGCUUGGAUGGAUUAUCCGCUUCAUUAGCCACUCUGUGAUUUCUGGAUUUACAUCUGCUUCAGCCAUUGUGAUUGCCUUAUCUCAAGCAAAAUAUUUCUUGGGGUAUGAUAUUGUGAGAAGCAGUGAAAUUAUUCCACUGAUCAAGAGUAUUGUAUCUGGAUUAGACCAGUUCGCCUGGCAACCUUUUGUCAUGGGAUCUAUCGUGCUAGGUAUUCUUCUGACCAUGAAGCACUUGGGAAAAACAAGGAAGUGUUUGCGAUUUCUACGAGCAUCUGGUCCCCUCACAGCAGUUGUUUUGGGCACAGCAUUUGUGAAAAUAUUCCAUCCAUCUUCUAUUUCUGUGGUAGGAGAUAUCCCCCAAGGACUCCCAAAGUUUUCUGUGCCUAAAGACUUUGCCUACAUAAGAUCACUGAUACCAACUGCUCUUCUCAUCACCAGUGUAGCAAUCUUGGAGUCUGUGGGGAUAGCUAAAGCAUUGGCAGCAAAGAAUGGAUAUGAGUUGGAUCCAAAUCAAGAGUUAUUUGGUCUUGGGGUGGCAAAUGUAGUAGGCUCAUUUUUUCUAUCAUACCCAUCAACAGGCUCCUUCUCCAGGUCUGCUGUCAACCAUGAAAGUGGUGCAAAAACUGGCUUGUCUGGAAUUGUUACUGGAUUAAUAAUGGCCUGUGCACUUAUGUUCUUGACUGAAUUAUUUGAAAACAUACCCCAGUGUGCAUUGGCUGCUAUUGUGAUUUCUGCUGUCAUAGGAUUGGUGGAUUAUGACGAGGCUAUAUUUCUAUGGCGUGUAGACAAGAAAGACUUUGUUCUUUGGAGCAUAACGGCUGCAACUACCUUGUUCCUUGGAAUUGAGAUUGGAGUACUUGUUGGGGUUGGCGUUUCUCUCGCUUUUGUCAUCCAUGAAUCAGCAAAUCCAAAUGUUGCUGUCUUGGGACGUCUUCCUGGCACCACCAUCUAUAGGAAUCUUAAACAGUAUCCAGAAGCAUAUACAUACAAUGGUAUUGUUGUUGUCCGAGUUGAUGCCCCUAUCUAUUUUGCAAAUAUAAGUUAUAUAAAAGAAAGGCUAAGAGAAUUUGAAUUUCAGUGCAAGGAAGAAGAUGAAUCCAUGAGACGUGGACCAGAAGUUGAACGUGUUCAUUUUGUUGUUUUGGAGAUGGCACCCGCCACAUAUAUAGAUUCAAGUGCUGUCCAAGCAUUGAAAGACUUGCAUCAGGAAUAUGAAUCCCGUGAUAUCAAGAUGACGAUAGCCAAUCCAAACAAGGAUGUCCUGUCUACCCUAUCGAAAUCUGGUCUGGUUGAUAUGAUUGGAAAAGAAUGGUGCUUUGUGAGAGUGCACGAUGCAGUUCAAGUCUGCCUUCAGAAGGUUCAGAAUUUACCAGGGACACCUAGGAGCCCUCAGCAGCCACUGUCCAAAGAAACUUCAAGUUUCUUCAAGAGAAUGCUUAAGGAGAGAGCCGAGGAGCUUGCAUGCUCUAACUUAGAGUCUGGAGAUACUAUAUCAGAGUUGGAGCCAUUGAUAUCAAAGAGACCAUGAAAAUCAGAAGCCAUUGAUAUUCAAUAAGCUCCUGUUUGUGUAUUUGUUUGUUUGUGCACAUGUAUAUGUUUUUUUUUUAUUGUUGUAUUUUUAUAAGUUUUGACAACCCUUUUUCAAAAAUAAAAUAAAUGUAUGGUUCACUGGAAGCAUAUAAUAUAUAUAAUAAUAGAAAGCAAUUCAUUGUUGUAUU